This is a messenger RNA of Symbiodinium necroappetens, 347 nucleotides long. The record is from the annotation of a GenBank genome assembly. Lineage: Eukaryota; Dinophyceae; Suessiales; Symbiodiniaceae.
GCCCCCGACUCGGUGACUCUGGGAGCAGGUAUCGCUGCGUGUGACCGUGGCCAGCAGUGGCAACUGGCGAUCUGCUUUCUUCACGAGCUCUCCGUGCCGCCGACUUUGAUUGCAGUCAAUUCCGCACUGAGUGCUUGCAGCAGAGGCCACCAGUGGCAAGGUGCAUUCCAGCUGUUCCAGCUUCUGCAGAGCCGGUCCUUGCAACCGGACGAAAUUUCAUUCGGUGCUGCAUCCACGGCCUGCAUCCGCGGUCGCGAGUGGGCAAAGGCCUUGGGGCUGUUAGCUUCGGUGUGGAGGCAGAAGCCACCCAGCCUGCUGCUCUUCACCUCGGCUUUGCGGGCAGCGCA